UGCGGCAGAUGGCAGCACAUUUACAUCGGCUGACCCGUUAGUAACCACCGAGGGAGAGACGACUAAGUACAGUAACAACUGGUAACAAACUGGAAAAGGUUACUCCAUCGAGACUGGGUGGAGCACCAGCAUGCAGAAUUUGGUGGUGCAUGCACUUGCCAUGAGGCAGCUAGGGAAGCUGAACUCCCGCCACCUGUUGGCUGCUGGAUAUGGACUGAGGCAGAAUGAAUUGUGUCCCAGGACCAUCCAUACCCGCCAGCUGUGGGGCUGCUUGGCAUUCCCCUCUCCUGGCUGUCACCGGCUUGUUUUCCAGGGCAGAGACCCUGUCAGGAGUUGGUCUGUUCAACAUCUGAGGUUUAAAAGCAGCAAGAAGAAAUGUGCUGCUAGGUCAGCACAGGAGGAGGAGGAGGAGGAGGAGGAGGAGAAAGACCAAGACCCUAAUGACAAUGAUUAUGAAAAUGAGCUGGAUGAGGACCCAAAUCAACCCAAGGACUAUAAAGACAUUGAAAAAUAUGUGCAGUCAUUCAGAUACGAUAUCAUCUUGAGGGCUGGCCUGGACAUACCACGCCAUAAAAUUGAAGAUGCGUUCUACAACAGCAAGCUCAGGCUGAAUGGGCAGAAACUCAUCAAAAAAAGUAAAACGGUGAAAAUUGGGGACACCUUGGACCUAGUGCUGUCAGAGAACCAAGAACAAAACACUGUUACUCUGAUGAGAGUCAUCAUCAAAAGGGUUUUUGGUGAAACCAGUGCAACAGGAAAGUACAAAGCUACCAUACGGCGCUGGAAAUUUAUAGAGCUCUCCAAGGAUGAAGUCUUUAAGCCAUGAACUUGAGUAGGACAGUACUGACUGCCUGUUGGCCUGUGAGGGCAACAACACAGAGAAGUGCUAUCAAAUGACUGGCAUUUGAAUGGUCUCCAACACGAUGGAUCUAGAAGUCGAUUACAGAGGUAUAAUGUAAAGAUGAACAGUUCUCAGUGGUCAUAGACAUUAAGUAGUUGGUUGGGAGAUUUUGUAUGUUUAUCCUUACCCACUGUAUUGUGCCUUCCCAAAUAAAUGUGCACUUUGAAGUUUUGAA
Messenger RNA from Lates calcarifer (barramundi perch), 1076 nucleotides. It is a transcript of the gene mtres1, whose product is annotated as mitochondrial transcription rescue factor 1. The record is from RefSeq and is a predicted model, not a curated record. The coding region runs from base 131 to 826 and encodes 231 amino acids. NCBI's taxonomy places the organism in Eukaryota, Metazoa, Chordata, Actinopteri, Centropomidae. The transcript is spliced from 4 exons.